This is a messenger RNA of Somion occarium, 1423 nucleotides long. The record is from the annotation of a GenBank genome assembly. NCBI's taxonomy places the organism in Eukaryota, Fungi, Basidiomycota, Agaricomycetes, Polyporales, Cerrenaceae.
UAGUUGACGGCCACCUACAGUGCUACUAAUCCUUUUCUUCAACCAUGUCAGAGGGUACAUCACAAUUACCUAUUGUUCCAGAAUGUAUGAGACCCGACGACCCCUCAGCUGCAGACCCCGCCCGCCUGCGCGUGUCAGCACUGAAACGAUCAUUCUUCAAGCUACCUCGGAUUUUCAAAGCGAGACGUCGGAAAACAAGUGAUGUAAAACAUACGCAUGCAGUAGAGACAGCGUCCUCUAGUAGGAUUUCUCUACCACGCUCAUCCCGCGACAUGGAGGCAGAAGAAGACGACCUUUACCCUUUAGACCUCGAUGACCAUCUAUUAGUCAAUGGGAAACUCGAGGAAGAUCAUGACAAAGACGUUUACAGAUGGGCCCUUCUGUACGAAAACCAGCGAGGAGCGACUGUAUUCUCCACACCAUACUACUCGGACAAGUCUCUGCUGCCGAUGGAUCCUCCUCCCUUCACCAUUCCGUCCGCAUCACCAUCUUCAAAAGUUAGCCAACCUACAGUAUCCCUCAAGGAAUACCCUCUUCCGGAUGGUGAUUGGCGUUGGGUCUCACGCACUUGGAUGGUUGACAUGCGUGGAGAAGGCCGAACACAGUACGAUGGCUUUGAGUACAAUUGGUAUUUCCGGGGCAAGAAUUGGCGUUCUGAGGUUGGCUUUCAGAACGCAGGAGGAUGGGUGCGAAGAAGGCGGUGGGUUCGUUUGAUGAUGCGUCCAGCAAGAGGGACAUUGUAUAAGGAAGCAGAGGAAGGCAAGUUUCCAGGAGAAUACCCUGAAGCAGAGGAAGGUGUUGGCACCCGACCACCAUCAGUCGUAAUGCGAAUCGACGUUAACGAAAACGUUGAUUUCGACGAUGUUUGGCACGGAGAUGACGAGGAUUGGACAAGGUGCCGAAUUGUCAUGAAGCGCCUUGGCCGCGACUCAAGAUUACUAGAACUCUGGGCGCAAUGGCUUGGUCUCGAGGACGAUGAAGUAUUCUCCGCGGAUAGUGAGAGCCGAUGCAAUGGGCGACAGCCUAGAAAACAACGGACCGGAGACUCUCAGCUGCUUCCGUCACAACCUAUCCAGGACGAAACAAACCCUAAGAUGGCUGAAAGUGUUGAUAGGUCGCAACUUGCUAACGUUGUAGCGGCGCAUUACCCUGAGAUUCUUCAGCUUUUCAUAUUCCCGGAAUCUCGCGCCAGGUUCUUGGCCAUGCUCAAAAGGGCGAACAUCCUGCCUGAACUGGACGAGAAGAUCGCGCGGGACAAUCUGGACUUUUGGAGCUAUUCGGACAUUUAAGUUAGGUGCAUUCUUGGACAAUCUUCUGCUUUUCGUGCUCCCAUCUGGAAUUGCUCUCUUUCUAUAUACUGUAUACCUGCUAUCAUCUGGUGUGGAUUUUAAUGGUUCUCUAAGAUCAAACCACAACGACUGCC